Messenger RNA from Manis javanica (Malayan pangolin), 6868 nucleotides. NCBI's taxonomy places the organism in Eukaryota, Metazoa, Chordata, Mammalia, Pholidota, Manidae. The record is from RefSeq and is a predicted model, not a curated record.
AGUUGACUGGCAUUCUUUUGAAAGUCUAGGUAAGGAUAACUAACCAGUCUCCUAUUGAUGGAUUUCUAAGUUAUUUCUAAUCCUUCAUUAUUACUAACAAAUCCACCAUGAUGAUUCAUUUUAAAUUUUUUGUAUAUAUUUGCAAGCAGGUGAAUGUAUUCCUAGAUUGGGAAUUGUUGGGUCUGAGUGUAUGUAUUUAAAUUUUGAAAGGAGUUGUUGCCGGUUUAUGUUUCUAACACUGGAAUGCCUUUUUCGCCAUCUUCUCACCAGAGCUGUAUUUUCAAACUUUGAUUUCACUGAUAGGUAAAAUAUUAAAUCUCAUGGUUAGGCAGUCUAGUAGAAAAAUAAGUAAAAGCAUUUCCUGAAGAGGAUAUCCAAAUGACUAACCAAAUGAAAAGAUGUUUGAUCUCAUCAGUCUUUAGGGAAAUGCAUAUUAAAGCCACAGUGAGAUACUCUACCACCACAUAUUGGAGUGGUUAUGAAGCAUCAGGAACUUUCAAACACUAUGGAUGAGAAUGUAAAUUGGUACAAGCACACUGGGAAACAGUUUGGCACUGUCUUAAAAGUUGAAGGCUCAUAUACCCAUUACCCAACAGUUCCCCUCCUUGAGUAUGUACAUGCUUGCUUCAGGAGACAUGUGUUAGAAAGUUUGUAGCAUCCUUGUUCAUAAUAGCUCAAAACUGAAACUACUCGUAUGUCCCUCAACAGAAAACAGAUAAAUUACAAAUUCAUACACAGGAGUUCUAUUCAGCAAAAAAGAAAAAAAAAGAAUAUACCUAUCAACAUAGAUGGGUCUUAUAAACAACAUGAAAUGAGCAAGAGCAAUAUCACAAGAAUGUAUACAGUAAAAUUCUCUCAAUAUAAAGUUCAAAACCAGGCAAAACUAAACAUUGUUUAGGAUGCAUAUUUACAUGCAUGGUAAUUUUUUUAAUGAAUUGUCAUAAAAAUGUUUACAUGUAGGGAACAUUCCACCACGUUCUAUUACGUUCCAUUCCGUCAAAGGCUCCAUUCCCUUCCAAACCACUCAGGUACCCUCUGUUGCAUCACAUUACACCCCAUUCCACUCCAUUCCGCAACUUCCACCACAUUCUAUUGCAUUCCAUUCUGUCAUAGAAGGCUCCAUUCCCUUCCAAACCACUCAGGUACCCUCUACUGCAUCACAUUACACUCCGUUACACCCCAUUACAUGUAGGGAGAAGGGAAUAGAGUACCAUUUUAGGAUGCUGUAAGUAGUCGGUAUCUUGAAUGUCAUUUUAAUGGAUGUUUUAUAACUUGUAUGUUUGUAUUUACGAGUGUAAGAUUUUAUAGUUCAAAAGAAAUUAGAUCACUUAAUUUGCAUUUUAUAAAGUAUAAGUGAUGUUGAACAUCUUGAGCCAAUUUCGUUUAAUAUGUGAAUUGUUUAUGUUUCUGCAAAUUUUUUAUUGGAUUAUUGUUCAUUCUCUUGUUCAUCUAUAAGAAGUCUUUAUUAAAGAAAUCAGUUUAUUAUGUGAGUUACAGAUGUGUUCCCCAGAUUGUUACUUGUCUUUUAACGUUGUGCUUUUUUUUUGCCAGCAUAAACUGGAUUUUCUAACCUUGCUGAUACAUAGGCUAAUAAUAAGACAGUAGAUUUGAAACUUGCCUUAAUUUUUAAAACCACUGGACCACACAAUAUUUAUGUUGUUUAUUGCCUUGGGAAUGCUUUGGAUACACAGAGACCUCUCUGCUUUUAUCUUUUGGGGUUCCAUAUAAAAGAUAUUGAAUAAAGAGUGCCAGUGUUAAAAAAUUUGAAUUGUAGAAACUAUUGGCUUAAAAAGCUAACUACCUUUAAUUUUUUUUAUUAAAGUAUCAUUGAUAUACAAUCUUAUGAUGGUUUCACAUACACAAAACAGUAGUUCAGCAUUCACCCUUAUUACCGAGACCUCACCCCCUCCACUGCACUCACUGUCAAUGUAUAUAGUAAGAUGUUACAGAGUCAGUUGUAUUCUCCGGGCUGUACUACCAUCCCAGUGACCAACCUGUGUUGUAAUUGCAAAUUAUAGUGUGCCUUAAUGCCCUUCUCCCACCCCCCCCAACCCCUCUUCCCCUUGGUAACCACUAGUUCCUUCUCAGUAACCACCUCUAAUUUACACACAAAAAGGUUGAGGCUCUGGAAGACCGAGGGACUCAACUUUCUGAUGUCUACGGCCCAGAAGUGUACAGCUGUCAUUUCCAUAGCUCUUACAAGUACUUUGAAGUCUUCUGUUACUACAUUUUCUUUGGGACUUAAUCAUCAUUGAUCUCUAAUUAUUUACAAAAUGGACCUAGAGGCAUAAGAUAAUUGAAACCAAAACACAUUGGAGAAUUAAGAGGUUGGAAUCUAGCUCUUAAAUUUAGUUGCGUUUAAUAGUUGAAUUGUUAGUUGUGCUGGGAAAUUACCCAUUCCUUUUAGAUAUAUUCUGCUUUCUCUUAACUGGUUUCUUAUGUGUAUAACAACUUCUGCUUUCUACAACAUCACAUGCUUAAAAUUAUCCAAGUAUUAACAAAUAUUUUAUGCAUGGUAGGCAUUUUUAAUCUUUUCUUAUGAAUUAAAACAAUUAUAAGCUAAACAUACUGUUAAUAGUUGAUUCCAGUCAGAAAUCUAGGUUCAAGAGCAUUAUUGCUUGCCAGAUUCUAUAUUGCCAGCAACUUUAAUAUUGAUGUUCGUAGACUUAACAUGAAAUAGAAAUUUCUCCUUGUAAAAUAAAUGCUUCUUCCUUUGACCCUUAGUUUAGAGAAUCAAAAGCUGUGCUAGCCAUUAAUGAAUUUUAUUUUUGUUGUAGAGUUGUGUUCUGAUUUUGAAAUUGCACGUGUUCAUGCCCAUAAUAAAGUACUUUUGGUCUAAAUACUUAAAAAGAGCAGAGCUGGUUGUCUACUCACCUUACUUCAUACCACUUUAAACUGGGUAUGUUGUGUUUGCAAAUACUAGUCCAUGGUAAGAGCUUUAACAGUUGAACUUCACUAAGGAGUCAGGAGUUUUUAGUGAAAAUGUAAGAGGUGGGAUUCAGGAGCUCUGGGGUCUGGUGCCCAGCACUGCCUUACAUGACACAUAGGAGGGAGCGCUUUAGCUUUCUAGGUCCUAAUUUCCAAACCUGCAAAACAAGGAAAUUGGAUUUGAUGAAUUCUAAGGCCUCUGUGAAAUACAGUUUUUCCAGGAAAUGAAGAUAGUCUGUGUUGCAAGGUGGGAGAAAAGUGGACCUCAUUGUUAGUCAGGGACUCAAAGGUAAAUGACAGCCUCUGACAUUUUGGAGAGGACCAAGAAAUGAGCAGUAUCAUCUGCACCUGCAGUACUUGGGGCAGACCUGAUGAGGCGUGUAUCUUUCUUCUAAGGGAAUACAGAAUGACUGCAGACCACCCCCCAUAUGACCAGUUUGAUGGAAUAGCAGUGUUAUGACAAAAUAUGGCUGGCACUGAACUGCGGCUUUAUGAUUUUUGUUUACUUCCCACUUGACCUGUCCAGAGCCAAAUAAAUAGGGAUGACUCUUAAGUUCCCACAUUGAACACUUCUAAUCUGAAAAGGCAGAAUUUAGUGGAGAGCAGAAGACAUCUGAAGGAAGCUAUGAGGAUGAUAGAAAAGAAAAUGGUUGUCCAGUAAGAAAGAAAAGGCUAACUGAAGCUGGGCUCUGUGCUGGUCCUAAUGACUGGAUUCUUUGUGCACAUCAGGAUAUAGAGGGUCAUGGAGUAAAUCUGUGCACUAGUGGCCUUUCUGCACCUGCCAUGUUAGAUGUUAUUUGUGAAGAAAUGGAUCAGACAACUGCAGAACCACAGUGUGAAGUUGCCCGAAGGAGGCUUCAGGAAAUUGAAGACAGGAUAAUUGAUGAAGACGAAGAAGUUGAAGCUGACAGAAAUAUUAACCAUCUCCCCAGUCUUAUCCUUUCUGAUACGAUGAAGACUGGUUUGAAGAGAGAAUUUGAUGAAGUCUUUACAAAGAAAAUGAUUGAGUCCAUGAGCCGUCCUUCCAUGGAGCUUGUGCUCUGGAAACCUCUCCCUGAACUCCUUUCUGAUAAGCCAAAGCCACCAUCUAAUGAUAAGAACUAUGCAGGAGAGAGCCACACGAAACAUGCAGCUGCUGGCACUGCCUUCCCUCGGAGAACUGAACUGUUCUUAGAGCCUCGGCAAACAGGGAUGCCUGUUUACAGUAGUUUGGAGACAGCUGCUUGCACAGAAGAAGAGAUGGAACUCUAGAAACUAGUUUCUACACUAAAGUCAAAUCUUAGAAGGCUCAUUUAUUUCAUUGUGAGCCUACUUGUGUAGUAUAGGGACUUGAAAGUUUUGUGAAACGGGUGUAAUAAUAUCUCCACCUGUGAUCUGGGGUGGGACUGUCAUUUUGGGUAGCCAUUUCUUGAAUUCAACUUUUACCCAAGGAAGCUUGUCUCAAGGGAAAAGCAGUUUUCUAGGGGGUCUUACUAAGUGAGUGUGGGAUUAGUCUGCAAAGACAAGAAUAGAAGUUAUAUGUGAGAGGGUGACUUAAUCUGUCACACUAUCUAAACCAGACACUUGGAGGAUAUUCAGAGACUUGAGUUGAAAAGAUGAUUAAGAGAAGGAUGCUCCUACUACAACUGUACCUUGACAGUUGAGUCACAACUUACCUGUAGAUAUGAACUCUGUUUACAAUGGUGACUAUGACUGGGGAGAAGGAGGGAAGAAAGCAGUAGCUUAAGCCUAUUGCUAAAAAAUUUAACAGAGGCCCCGAAACUUAUGUCAUUAGUUGUCACUUCAGUGUAGCUAUGGUGAUUAAAUAGCCAGUAGCAUUGUGGCUCACCUUUUUGCCUCUGAAAAUGCAAUGAAAAUACAAAGAAAAGGUUUUUCCUUCAAGGCUUUUUUAGUCUUGUGCUUCUGUUGCUCCUUGAUUUCCCUUGCAUAAUUAGUAAGCCCAGUUAUUCAGUAAUGUUUACAGCUCAAUUUUGAAUGAUAGUUAAAAAGAUAGAUAAACUCAUGUGCAAAUUUGGCUAUGGGAAAAGCAUCCCUUAGGUAAUCUCGAGUUGAUGCUGUGUCAGCCCAGCAUUGAUAACUUCUGUACUUAAAAAAAAAAAAGGUGGUACCUGUAUAGGUUGAAUUUUUAAAUGUUAAUUUAGAAAACAGUGACUGAAUAGUUAACUGAGAUCAAAUGGGCAAAUGAAAUUGAGAUUUACUGAAAUAGCCAAUUUGCCUGGUGCUUCAGCUAGUGUACAGUAAGCCUAAAGGUUGGUAGACAGUAACUUCCUCCUAGCAGGGUAUCUUCAUCUUCAUAAACUAAACCAAGCUCAAGUUGUCCUUUGGGAAUAACCAGGAUUGAAGUUUUUCUCAGGAAGCACUUUUCUGUGUGUCAAGGACUCAGUAGUGCAAAAUAAAAUAACGGUUCCUUUAGUGCUCUGGAAUAUCCACUAUAACUUAAUGAGUAUAAUAGUGUAAUACUGGCCCUUUCAUCACACAAUAGGAGGCCACCCUAGUUCUUUUUGUUUUGUUUUCUGGGUUUCUUCCCUCUUUGUAGGAAUUAGAUAUCUUGUGUAGAAAAAAAUGGUUUAUGCCAAGUAGAGGUGACUUUUUAGAAACCGGCUCCCAGGAAUUUUUGAAACCUAUGGUGAAAUCCCUCCCCUUGUUACAGAUGGUAUAGAAGUAACAUGUCUGUUGAUUAGACUGUUUCUUCUCAUUUGCCUGUUGUUCUGCUUUCUCUAUUUCUGUCUGGAUAGUCAGGAAAAUAUUUAAUGUUUAAUAUUUAAACAAAAUAUUUAAUGUCUACACAGUAAAAUUACUCAAACUUCAAACCAGUAUUGAAACCAGUUGGAAACCAGCUAAUAGUUUAUUAAUCUCAGAUUUAGAGAUGAAUGUAAACUGUAUUCUUUUGAAAUGUGCAAGUAUUUGAUUCAUGCUAUUUGAAACACUCCUGCCUUUGGGUCAUUGUUUAAUGGGACCAACUUGUAAAGCUUGUAGCCUUAAAGAAAUCUCCGUGCUAAAAAAUUUGUUCCGGUACAACUCAGAAACAUGAAGUGACUGCCUGCAUGUGGAGUGAGUCCCAAUGUUGUGGUGAAAAGGGAGUAACAACUGUCCAAAGAAGGCCAGAACACAUUGAGAUUGUCGUCUAUAGCAAUUGUUGAACGGGCCUCUGAUCAAAAGGUCUGCACGAUGAAAAGGAGGAAAGAAGAGCUCCAAAACAAGGCUUUGAUAAUCACUGGCAAAUGUAGGAGAGAAUUAAGGUUCUGUUAAUUAAAAUCAAAACAGAACUUGUUUCAGGAGUCAAGUUAUCUGAUAAUGAUAAUUAUUUCUGCAGGAAAAUGGGUGUUUGAUGCUCCUUUUUAAACUUUUUCUUCUUGCGUAUGUUUAUAUACAAAUUGUCGUCUUCAUCCUUGUGGUGCUUAUUCAUCUGAGCGGUUUGCAUAGUUCCCCCGCCUCUGCUGUGCUUUUCUUCUGUAGUGCAAGGCUUUUGCUUUUGCCUUAAGGUUUCCCUAGGGAAUUAACAGGCCUUUUCAUUUUGUACAGCUUUUGAAGCAUGGAUCAAACAUUGGCUUACCAGGCUAAUGUGUGAAGAGAAAAAAUACCUAAAGCAGGUGAGCUUUAAUGAACAAAUGUGUAUUUUCUCUGAAGUUGAGUAGGGUGUGUGGGGGCUUUUUUUUUUAAAUUAAUAUGAAAGUAAGUCCAGUUCUCACAAAUAUUAAUCAAAUUUUUUGAAACUGCUACUCAUUUUCAAAGAGGUGCAAAUGUAAAAUUCAGAAAAAUAGAACCAUGAGAAGAAUGCUUACCAGCAGGUUCAUUAUUUUGGAUUUGAAACUUGGUUGUUUUUUAAUAGUAACAAGAAUGGUGCAGUACUAAAGUUCUGGAAGAUGCUGUCUGUUUUACUUUAAAGUGAGAAUCUGGUGUUUCUGUAUUGUUUUCAAUAAAACUUCCGAAGUGUUUUGGA